AGUAUAGUGUGACCUAUAAUUGUUCAUAACCUUUUAUUUGUCAGAGUAGCCUCCCUUUAAAGAUGGCAGCUGGAAAUCCUGGUGUUGAGUUUGAUGAAGCCUGGAUACAGAAUGUGUAUGUCAACCUUUCUGCAACCAAGCGACGGGCAGAGGUUCUGGGCACCAGAAGAACAGUUAAGAAACAAUGGCAGGCUGCAUGGGAGUUGCGAGCUGUAGCCUGUAUUGACCUGACCACACUGGCUGGGGAUGAUACCCUCUCAAACGUGAACAGAUUGUGCUUUAAGGCAAAAUCACCAGUGAGGCCAGACCUUCUAAAGGCCUUGGAAAUGGAUGAUGUUGGUUUGACUGUUGGAGCAGUAUGUGUAUAUCCAAAUCGUGUGGCAGACGCUAUUAAUUCCCUGAAAGCAGCUGGUGGUUCACACAUACCUGUGGCUUCAGUUGCCACUGGUUUCCCGUGUGGUCAGACCCCACUAAAGACACGCCUGGAGGAGAUCAGGAUGGCAGUAGCAGAUGGGGCCCGGGAGAUCGACAUCGUCAUCAAUCGGCAACUGGCUCUCACUGGAGACUGGAAAGGAAUCUAUGAGGAGGUACGUAUGAUGAAGGAGGCAUGCAGCGACGCCCACAUGAAGACCAUCCUAGCCACUGGAGAGCUGGGUACCCUGGUCAAUGUCUACAAGGCCUCCCUCGUGUGCAUGAUGGCUGGAGCGGACUUCAUUAAAACAUCCACUGGCAAAGAAGGCGUGAAUGCCACCUUGAUGGUAGGCCUGGUGAUGGUACGAGCUAUCAGAGAAUACUUUGAACGCACAGGCUACAAGGUGGGAUUUAAGCCUGCAGGUGGUAUCAGAUCUGCCAAGGAUGCAUGCACCUGGCUGUCCCUUAUGAAGGAAGAGCUAGGGGAUGAGUGGACCCAACCGGAACUCUUCAGAUUAGGGGCCAGCACCCUGCUGGUGGACAUUGAGAGGCAGCUCUUCCACUUUGUCUAUGGACGCUAUGCCGCUGCUCACGAAAUUCCUAUGUCAUAAUCAUGUCUUUCUUCCAGUGUAUUUAGCUUUUAAUUAAAGGUUGGAUAUUUUGGUAUCCUGUGAUUCAAGCUUUUUUACGUCUAUUUCCUAUAAAAGACAAAUAUUUUGGUAACAAGUUAUUUAGUUGACUAUUAACAACUAGCAUUUCUUAGCAUACAUAUCACAAUAACUUCUGUAUUUUUUAGUAGGUUUUUUAAAAAACUUUGUUGUAUAUUGAAUUCCAAGUAACGAAACCUGUUUAUUAAACCUUAUUUAAAGUUCCAAGUAAGUGUUUUAAUUUAAUGAAAUAUAAUCAGAGAUCUGCAGGGAACUGCCAUAUUGCAUUUACAUUUUGUUAAAAAUUGUUAUGGUACAGGAUUUUGUUGUAUUCAGAGUUUAUUGUUUUAGUUUUGUUUGGUAUUAUUUUGUUUUCAUAUUAUGUAUGUUAGUGUUUUAAUGGCCACCAUAGUAAAGAGGAAUAGUCUUUCUUUGGAUUUAAGUUUUUUUGAAAUCUGAACAGAAUUAUUUAAGUAUAUGGAGUUAUUUAUUUUUGUUUUUCUUUGAGAUAGUAUCAGAUUGCUUUACGUUAAAUUGAACUUUUUGUAAGGCUUUAGCUAUAUAUACUAUUUUUUCUGUUUAUAAUAAAAUAUGUAUUGGACCCAUUUGCCUUUAUUGUGUCAUUACUAAAAAGGUGUUCAAUUGAAUCUCAAAAGAAUUUUUGAGUGAAUACUUUUUCACCACAUGCCAAAGUAUGUGUUGUUAAUUAUCUAUUGGCAGCUGUAUAAGUGUACUAAUUGUUGUGUUGUGCUGUAUGGAAUAUUACUGUUAAUGACUUGUGUAGAUUUAUUUGAUUUAUCGCCAUAAGUUUUUAUAAGAGAAAUACAGCAUUCAAUAUCAAUUAUAGAUAACUACGUUCAAGAUUAGAAGUUUUAAAUAGUCGGCAUAAUUUGUAGUUCGUGUUCAUUAUAUGACAAUCAGAAUCUAAGAAAAAUGUAAUUUAGUUUUUGGAAUUUCUGUGUUCUGGAAUGAUAUUGAGCUAUCAUUAUUUAUUAAUAUUUUUUAGGAAAAAUACUUUGUUUAUUGUGUUAUACUAUACAUGGUAUGGAGUAGUUAUACAUCUUGUUAGCUAAAUAAAAGACAUGGAAAGGACUUACUGAGUUAUUUUGUCUUUGGAAGUGAUAUUUAUGUUUUUCAACUGUCUCUAUGUUUUAUAUAAAAAGGCACUGCAUUCUAUUUUACAUUUAAAUAUACCUCUUGUUAUGUCACUAUUUUGUUUUUAUUUGAUUGAUUCUUGAAAGAAUCUCAUCUGAAAAAUGUAUGUUGAUGACUUUAUAUACAUAUAUUGACAUGUUUUUGAAAUGCUGAUAAAACAAAUGACUGAAAAUUCAUAAAAUCAAAACUGUUACCCCCAGAAUUUCGUAUAAAAGUUUAAUGAAAGACAUUAAUGUUCAAAAUAAAUGAUUUCAAAUACAUGUAAUAUAAUCUUAAAGAACUAAUAACUUGAAUAUAAGGCAGUUUAUGUGGUUCGUAAUGUUCAUUCGUUUUGAGAACCAUGUAUUUGGAAGCGUGUAUGGGUUAAAGUUCUAAAAUAAAACUGUCUUUUUACUGGUUGUUGACAAAUACAAAUUCACCUGUCGGUACAAUUUAUAUGAAUUGUGUGUGUCAUAAUCAGUUUGUAGUCAGAAUACUUACUUUGUUUGUAAACAGCAUGUUGUAGAUUGUUGUGCACAAUACACAAACAAAUAAAAUGUAAGAUGA
This is a messenger RNA of Dreissena polymorpha, 2759 nucleotides long. Its product is annotated as deoxyribose-phosphate aldolase-like. The transcript is spliced from 8 exons. Gene Ontology annotation, molecular function: deoxyribose-phosphate aldolase activity. Lineage: Eukaryota; Metazoa; Mollusca; Bivalvia; Myida; Dreissenidae. Gene Ontology annotation, biological process: deoxyribonucleotide catabolic process; carbohydrate catabolic process. Gene Ontology annotation, cellular component: cytoplasm. The coding region runs from base 63 to 1022 and encodes 319 amino acids. The record is from RefSeq and is a predicted model, not a curated record.